Molecule: messenger RNA, 1017 nt
Organism: Saprolegnia diclina VS20
Lineage: Eukaryota; Oomycota; Saprolegniomycetes; Saprolegniales; Saprolegniaceae
Exons: 1
Coding region: 1-1017 (338 amino acids)
Source: RefSeq, a predicted model, not a curated record
AUGGCCAAGGGCAAGAAGAUCCAAGCAGCGCCGGCCGCGGACGCCACGCCCAAGGCCGCCAAGGAAGCAACGGCGAAGAAGGAAGCCAAGGCGCCCAAGGAACCCAAGGCGCCCAAGGAACCCAAGGCGAAGAAGGAAGCCAAGUCUGCCAAGGAAGCCAAGUCUGCGAAGGAAGCUAAGCCCGCAAAGGAAGCAAAGACGGCCAAGACCAAGGCGCCCAAGGCGGACGUCGCCAAGGCGCCCAAGAAGGAUGUGCCAAAGAAGGCAGGCAAGAAGGUUGCGAAGGAGACCACGACCGAGGUGACGACGACGGCCGCCAAGUCGGCUAAGUUUGGCCAGAGCUGGAGCAAGAAGGAGGACAAGAAGCUCGUCGCUGCCGUCAAAGAGCAGGGCAAGGGCCAUCAGGCCAACUGGAAGCUCGUGGCCAAGAGCGUGCCGGGCCGCACGGCCGGCGCGUGCCAAGGCCGCUGGAACACGGAGCUCGACCCGCUCGUGGACCGUCGCCCGUGGACGCCCGAGCUCGACGCGAAGCUCCUCGAGCUCUUCAAGGACGCGGCGUACGACUCGUGGAGCAAGCGCGGUGCGGCGCUUGUCGAAGGCUUGACGUCGGCGAGCGGCGAAGCCAUGCGCCGAUCGGGCGCCGACUGCUCCAGCCGCUACGCCAAGCUCACCAAGGCCGACAAGAAGAAGAAGGCCAAGACAACCGAGCCGACGGCCACUGCCGCGGUGUCGUGGGACGACGAGACCGAGGCGCCCGAGGCCGACUUGAGUGCGAUUACGGUGCCGGCGGCCGCCAAGCUCACGCGCAACCAAGCCAACCGCGCGCGCCGUGUCGAGCGCCGUCGCAAGGCGGGUGCGGCCGCCGCCGAGGCCAAGAAGGCGGCCGCGGCCCUCGACGCCGAGAACGAGAACGACGACGAAGAGCAUGAACCUACAAAGCGCAAGUUCAAGGACGUGUCGGGCAACAACAAGCCUUUCAAAAAGGGCCCGCCGACCAAGAAGUUCAAGAAGCACUAA